This is a messenger RNA of Abrus precatorius (Indian licorice), 1139 nucleotides long. RefSeq names its product peroxidase 3-like. The record is from RefSeq and is a predicted model, not a curated record. Gene Ontology annotation, biological process: response to oxidative stress; hydrogen peroxide catabolic process. Gene Ontology annotation, molecular function: heme binding; peroxidase activity. Gene Ontology annotation, cellular component: plant-type cell wall; plasmodesma. NCBI's taxonomy places the organism in Eukaryota, Viridiplantae, Streptophyta, Magnoliopsida, Fabales, Fabaceae. The transcript has 4 exons. Bases 71 to 1054 code for a protein of 327 amino acids.
CUUUCAAGAAGUACCUGAUAGUUUAUAUCUAUAUAUAGUUUCUCUUGCUGCUAAUAUUUGUGCAAGUCACAUGAAAAUGGGAAGCAUUAGUAACUUGAGGGUUGUGACUCUCUGUCUCUUGGCAUUAAUUGCAUCAACUCAUGCUCAAUUGCAGCUUGGGUUUUAUGCCAAGAGCUGCCCAAAAGCUGAGCAAAUCAUUUUAAACUUUGUUCAUCAACAUAUUCACAAUGCUCCAUCACUAGCAGCAGCCUUAAUAAGAAUGCACUUUCAUGAUUGUUUUGUGAGGGGAUGUGACGGAUCAGUCCUUCUGAACUCAACCACCAAUCAAGCUGAAAAGGAUGCUCCUCCAAAUCUUACGGUCAGAGGCUUUGACUUCAUUGACAGAAUAAAGAUCCUUGUUGAAGCUGAAUGCCCUGGUGUGGUCUCUUGUGCUGAUAUACUUGCCUUGGUUGCCAGAGACUCUGUUGUAGCCACAGGUGGUCCCUAUUGGAAAGUUCCAACUGGUAGAAGAGAUGGGGUCAUAUCCAACUUGGUAGAAGCCAGAAACAGCAUUCCUGCUCCAUUUCACAACUUCACUACCAUCCAAACACUCUUUGCCAAUCAAGGACUUGAUCUAAAAGACUUGGUCCUCCUCUCAGGUGCUCACACAAUUGGUGUUUCUCAUUGCUCAUCGUUCUCAAACCGCUUGUUCAAUUUCACUGGAAAGGGCGAUCAAGACCCUGCACUUGACAGUGAAUAUGCUAAAAAUCUGAAAACCUUCAAGUGCAAGAACAUCAAUGACAAUACCACAAAAGUUGAGAUGGACCCUGGAAGCCGCAAAACAUUUGAUCUUGGUUACUAUAAUCAAGUGGUUAAGAGAAGGGGUCUAUUUGAGUCAGAUGCUGCAUUGUUGACUAACUCAGUUUCUAAGUCUUUAGUCACUCAAUUGCUUGAAGGGUCAAUUGAAAAUUUCUAUGCUGAGUUUGCCAAUUCCAUGGAGAACAUGGGUCGCAUUAAAGUCAAGACAGGAACAGAAGGAGAGAUCAGGAAGCAUUGUGCACUUGUAAAUAGCUAAGAAUCUUGCCUUGUCUUAAUGAUAGAUGAUGUACCAUCUAAGUAAAACUUGUAUGAUUUAUUUAUUUUUGGUUAUGGUUGUUCUA